Molecule: messenger RNA, 600 nt
Organism: Acanthosepion pharaonis
Lineage: Eukaryota; Metazoa; Mollusca; Cephalopoda; Sepiida; Sepiidae
Source: the annotation of a GenBank genome assembly
AUGUCUCUUCUUUUUUUUCUUAUUUGCUUUUUUUUCUUAUUUGCUUUCUUCUUUCUUCUCUCUUUCGUUCUGUCUUUACAAGAAUUGCAUUCGUUCACCUUUUUUCCUUCUCUUUCACAUCUCCCUUCUUUUUUAACCUUUUUUCCUUCUCUUUCAUCUUCCUCUUCUUUUUUAGCCUUUUUUCUUCUUUUUUACAUCUCUCUCCUUUUUAGCCUUUUCUCCUUCUCUUUCACAUCUUUUUUUAUGCUUUCUCUUUCACACCUGUCUUCUUGUUUUAGUCUUUUUUCUUCUCUUUCUCGUCCCUCUUCUCUUUUCCUUCUCUUUUCAUGCUCUUUCCCCUUCGUUCUUCCAUACUACUUUUUCUCGUACUCUAUUUCAUUCUUUUAUGCUUUUCCCCGUUCUUUCUUCCAUACUACAUUUGCUUAUUCUUUUUCUUCUAACUUAUUUCAUUCGUUCUUCUCUUCUUUCAUUAUUGUUUUAUCUUUUUUUCUUCUUCUUCAUUUUUUCAAGCUUUUCCGUUAUUUUUAUUACAGGUUUCUUAUUCCUUUUUCUUCUUUUCUUUCAUUUUCUUAUUUUUCUUCGUUAUUCUUCUUGUGCUAA